GGUACUUUUUUCAUUUUCAGAGUUAACCUAUUACAAACUAAAAUUACGCCUUAAGUAAAAAUAAUGUCCAAUGACAAGAAUGAUAUUGUAGAUAAAAUAAAAACUGAAUUUAGGAAUUCUUCAAUUAGAGACAUCCUCAAAAGCCAAUUUACAAAUGGAAAAAUAAAAAUAAAUGAGGAGCCAGUUAGUCUGAUAGCCAAAUUGGUAAAAGUGAUGACUGUUGAAUCAGCAAUGAGAGCUGCAGCAGAAGCUGAGGCCAAUAGAAAGACAACAGUUGAUUUAAAUCACAUAGAAACAGUAAUAACAAAUUUGUUAUUGGAUUUCCCUUAAAAUAAAUCCAUGUCAUUGCCAGCAUUGACAUCCAAGAAGUCAUCAUCGUAGGAGUCUAAUUUUCUCCCAUC
This is a messenger RNA of Nicrophorus vespilloides, 401 nucleotides long. RefSeq names its product centromere protein X-like. The record is from RefSeq and is a predicted model, not a curated record. Bases 64 to 330 code for a protein of 88 amino acids. Gene Ontology annotation, cellular component: FANCM-MHF complex; Fanconi anaemia nuclear complex. NCBI's taxonomy places the organism in Eukaryota, Metazoa, Arthropoda, Insecta, Coleoptera, Silphidae. Gene Ontology annotation, molecular function: protein heterodimerization activity. The transcript is spliced from 3 exons. Gene Ontology annotation, biological process: resolution of meiotic recombination intermediates; kinetochore assembly; DNA repair.